AUGCUGCACACAGGUUUAUCCGUUGAUCUGGAUCUGCGAGGCAAGACGGCCACACAGAGUAGCGACUACUAUGAUACUGAUCUCGGUAUACCUCUAACUGCAGACAGAGCAUUAGACGGAGAUACCGCAACAUUUUCACACACUCUGUGCACGGGAAACCAAUGGUGGAGAGUUGACCUGGGGGAUACGUACUGCUUCACAAGAAUCACUAUAGUCAACAGAAAUGAACUCGGUGGGCGACUGAACGGUGCUGUAGUGCGGGCUGGUUUGGAUCCAUCAGAUUUCUCACAGAACACACGGAUAGGAACAGUCACAAGUACCCAGGCAACCAACGGAGCAACGAUUCCUUUUACAUCGAAUCCGGCCAUCUCUGCUCGAUACGUUAGUGUGGAAUUAUGCAUCUACUUUGAGGAUUGUUUCUAUACCUGUGUGUCGGAGAAUCGUAGCCAGGACUGA
Patiria miniata (bat star) is the source of this 456-nucleotide messenger RNA. RefSeq lists its product as uncharacterized. The record is from RefSeq and is a predicted model, not a curated record. Bases 1 to 456 code for a protein of 151 amino acids. The transcript has 5 exons. Lineage: Eukaryota; Metazoa; Echinodermata; Asteroidea; Valvatida; Asterinidae.